GCGAGAAGGAAGCCACCCCACCCCCCCGUUUGGUGUGUCGCGCCGCCCACCCCACCCCCACCGCCCCAUCCAUCCUCCCUCUUCGCCGAUCGGCUCAGCGGCCGUUGAUCGGCCAUGCGGAUCCGGAAAUGCGCCGCCCGGCUGCUGGGGACGCCGCCCGUCUGCUCUUCUCCCCCGCUUCCCGCCGGCCUCGCCUCGUCUCCCUCGCCGCCGCCGCAGCCGCGAUCGUGGGAGUCCGAGACAUCCUCUGCCGCCGCCACCUCCUCCUCCGUCGGGCUCCUCUGUGAGCUGAACCGCUCCCCCUGGGAUGAUUUGUUGUGCCUCGACCUCAUGGCUUCUUGUGAUCAGGAAGAGGAGGAGGAAGACGGGGGCAGCUUGGGAAAUGGCGUAAAAGACGAAGUCGAAGAAUCCAAGGGCAUUAUGGGGAAUCGCAUCAAAUAUGAGGCUGCUGCUGUAGCUUCUCUCCCUGACAGCGAAGCGAGCAUGAACCGGUUAGACGGCAAGGCAGAAGGGAAAGCACGGAAGAAGGUCACGGCGAAGGUGAAGAGGAAGAAGAAAGACAAGGUUAUCAAUACCAGUGGAGGAACUGCUGCAGUUAUGAAGGGCAGUGCGAACUGCAAGAAGAGCGACGGCAAAGGUUGGCACUGUAAGCGGCCUGCGCAGCACCCGCACUCCCUCUGCCGCUACCAUCUCUCCCAGCUUCGCUCUUACAGCUGCACCCAUAGCAAUGGAAAGGUCGCGGAAUCGGUGAAGGAAGGCGCUGUCGGCGUCGCUGGUAGAAAGAGGAAGACCGACAUAGCUGGUGUUGAUUCCAACUUCUAUUACUACUACUCCGGGUUCGGUCCCUGGCGAGGAAAGAUGAGAGGCGGUAGCAGUGACAACGGCGAUCAGUGUGACCAUAAUGCUUCCGACGAAGACGACGGGAACGAGUAUUCGGAGUCCGGGAACGGGUAUGACGCUGCGGUGGCAGGCGACGACCAGGACAGCGACGACGAAGACUGCUUUAACGACGGCGGCAGUGAGGGGAAUAAGAGGAGUUGCAGGAAGAGGGGGAGGAGGAAGAUGAAAGCUCGGUCCCUCAAGUCGUUGCUUUGAUGUACGUCUUGACGUUGUUUCGUUGAACCGUGUUUCCUCGAGAUAUGGAUUAAGAAUCUUUUUGCA
Molecule: messenger RNA, 1161 nt
Organism: Musa acuminata AAA Group (dessert banana)
Lineage: Eukaryota; Viridiplantae; Streptophyta; Magnoliopsida; Zingiberales; Musaceae
Exons: 3
Coding region: 115-1095 (326 amino acids)
Source: RefSeq, a predicted model, not a curated record